This is a messenger RNA of Bipolaris sorokiniana ND90Pr, 306 nucleotides long. RefSeq lists its product as uncharacterized. The record is from RefSeq and is a predicted model, not a curated record. NCBI's taxonomy places the organism in Eukaryota, Fungi, Ascomycota, Dothideomycetes, Pleosporales, Pleosporaceae. The annotation marks the transcript as partial. Gene Ontology annotation, molecular function: protein binding. The transcript has a single exon.
AUCGAUAUCCACAUCAAGAAUGUCGACGGACGCACCCCUCUCCACAUCGCCGCGCUAAACAAUCAAGUCGGCGCCGUAAAACUGCUUCUGGAAUGGGACCACAAAGUGCUCACCACGCGUGACAACAAAAACCGCACCGCAUACUUGCUCGCCGCCCAAAAAGGCCAUGUCAAAGUGCUUCAAGUGCUCAAGAACAAGGGCCAAGAUAUGAACCAGGCGACGCUCAAAAACGGGUGGACAGCGCUCCAUCUUGCAGCCGAACAGGGCCACGUCGACACCGUCAAGUUCUUGUUGGAAAACGGUGUC